AAAGAGUUGGUGUUGCCAUCCAAAGCCCUGAUACAUGGGCAGAAGGGCACUCACAGCAUCACUAUGUAGAGCUUUAGUGUAUAGAUGAAGAAUGUGGAGAGAAUGAAGUGACUGCAAUCCUGGAGGAUCAACCUCAGCAGAUGUGUAAGAGGAGCAGAGGGAUGAUGCGGAGCUAAAGCAUUUGAUUCUAGCCGCUGUCACUGUAAAAACGCACCUCAGGAAAGAUGUACGCCUUCUAUUCUCUUUUGGUGUACAUCUUCUACACAGUCUUUAAAAAGGAAGAGGAGGCAGCACUCGAGGGGGCAUGCGGAGAAUCCCCAGAGGAUCCCGGCCAUGUUUCCAUGGAAACAAGGAGCAGGGGGAAGGGUAGCCACACCCCCAAGUUGGGAAAAAGGGGAUGUGCAGGACUGAGUGAAUCAAGUAGCAGCAGUGAUAGUGAUGGAACUUCUCUCAGUGAUGAAGAUGAUGAUUUUGAUCAAGGUCAGGGGAUUCCAGCCAAAACACCAUUAGCAGCUUUCUUGUCUUUCAAGCAAGAAGCAGAAAAGAAAAGAGCCUCUAAUUUUCAAACAGAAUCGAGUGAAAAGGUGACAGAGUCUCCAUUGCUGUCUGUGAUGUCACACCUGCUGAGUUUCCUGGAGCAAUAUUCCCAUCUGCAACAGCUGCAGCAGCAGGCCGAUCAGUACCGUCUGCAGCUGCGUAGACAUCGCGCCCAGCACCGCCGGAAAAUGAAAGCCUUGCGUGCAUCGUACCGCCAGCGCCUCAGAGACAAGAACAGUGUCAUUAACAACCUGGAGGAAGUGAUCGCUCAGCAGCAGAGUCCAUCACCUGCAAAUGAAAGUGAGUGUAUGCUUGCUUCAGCCUCUCCUGCAGGGCUGCAUAAGUUGGUGCAGUCUCUAUGCGGGCUGCAGGGAGAGAGGAGUCAGCUGAGAGGAGAGCUUCGAUCGCUUCAUUCCCAGCUUGAGCAGAGAGAAAAUGACCGUCACUCUAAAGUACAGGCCUUUCAGCAGCAGAUUGAUGAGCUGAAGAGCUGUAUUGAGGAAAGAGAAGAGGAGCUGUCUAAGCUCAGAAUUGAAUCUGGAGCUACAGACUCAGAAAAACGGGUGAUCUGCUUAUCAGCGGAGAAUGAGAGUUUGAAACACAGCCUUACAGUGACACAGGGUCUUCUACAACAGCUAUCAGUCAUCCCAUCCCAGUCCAGUUCUGUCCUCAUUAAGGAAAAUGAGAACCUGCGUAGUCGUGUUUUGCAGCUGGAGAGCUCCCUUCAGCAGCGUGCAGAGCAGCUGUCCCGUCUGGAGUAUCAGCAGGAGCAGAGUGAUUGGAGGAGGGCAGAAGAGCAGAGGAGACGAGAGGACAGCGUGAGAGAGCUGCAGCUAGAACUGGACAAAGAACGCAACAAGGCCCCUGUGGUUAAAUAUGUCACUCAAACUGUGGAGGUAGAGUCACCUUCUACUAUACAACAACUAGUUGAAGCCAGGCAACAGAAUGAACAGCUAUCUGAGAAGCUAACCAAUCAGAGAGACAGAUGCCGACAGCUGGAGGAGAACAUCAGACACUCAGAUGAAGUCAGCUGCAAUUUGCAACACAAGAUUGCUGCAUAUGAGAGAGAGAUCGGGACCCUGAGAGAAGAGCUCAUGAAGGAGAUUGGGCAUCUUGAGGAAAAGAAAGAGGCGGCUGUAAAAGCGGCAGCAAACUGCUCUGAGGAACAUCUCCAGAGCUUGCAGGAGCAGUUCAUUACCCUACAGAGGCGUCUAAGUGCACUCCCUCCCAGCUUACGCUCCAUGAAAACCGACUACACCAGCCUUCGCAGUCAGGUCCGCAACUUCUCUGACUUCUAUGGAACAGCUAUCAAAGAUGCCAAAAAACAGAUUAUGGCAACUAUCAAUGAGAUGUCAGAGGCCAACAAAGACCUUCUGGAAAAAUACAGAAAAGAGGUAGCACUCCGCAGGAAGUACCACGAGCAGCUGGUUGAACUGAAAGGGAAUAUACGUGUGCUGUGCCGUGUAAAGCCAGUGCUGAAGGAAGAUAAGCAUGAGGAUGGCCAAACAGUAGUUGUGACAACAGACCCCAAUAACGAAUCUGCACUCACAGUUUUAAGCAAGGGAAAGGCCAAAACCUUUGAGCUGGAUAAAGUCUUUCACACUCAGGCCACUCAAGAAGAGGUGUUCCAGGAAAUCGAACCACUCAUCACAUCCUGUAUAGAUGGCUAUCAUGUCUGUAUUUUCGCUUAUGGCCAGACAGGAUCUGGCAAGACCUAUACUAUGGAGGGUACUACUGAGAACCCUGGCAUCAACCAACGAGCCCUGAAACACCUGUUCAAUGAGAUUGAGGAAAGAAAAGACAUGUGGACUUACUCUGUCAGUGUCAGUUCAGUGGAAAUUUACAACGAGGUCCUGAGAGAUCUGCUCAGUAAGGAUGGAGAGAAGCUUGACAUCAAGAUCAACCCUGAUGGGACAGGUCAGCUACAUGUGCCAGGACUCAGGGUCAUGGAGGUCAAAAGCUUCCAGCAUAUCAAGAAAAUUUUGGCCAUAGCUCGAAAGAACAGGAUUACAUUUGGAACACAGAUGAACCAGCAUAGCUCUCGUUCACAUGCCUUGCUCACUGUUACUGUGUUGGGCACAGACCUUGCCAGUGGAGCCAAAACCACUGGCAAGCUGAAUCUGGUGGAUUUGGCUGGUUCUGAGAGAGUAUGGAAGUCAGGUGCAGAGGGAGAGAGACUGAAGGAAGCCCAGAAUAUCAACCGCUCAUUGCUUUCUCUAGGAGAUGUGAUCCAAGCACUGAAGGCUCACCAAACUCACAUACCCUUCAGGAACUCAAGACUAACCUACCUGCUGCAAGACUCACUGGGAAAAGGCAACAAAACUGCCAUGGUUGUGCAGGUUUCUUCGCUUGAGAGUAAUGUUGGAGAGACGCUGUGCUCACUAAAGUUUGCCCAGCGAGUGUGCAAGGUGGAGCUGGGCCCUGCAGCACGAAAGAUUGAGACAGGAGGACAUAAUGAAAACAAAAGUUAA
Molecule: messenger RNA, 3008 nt
Organism: Xyrauchen texanus (razorback sucker)
Lineage: Eukaryota; Metazoa; Chordata; Actinopteri; Cypriniformes; Catostomidae
Product: kinesin-like protein KIFC3
Exons: 20
Coding region: 225-3008 (927 amino acids)
Biological process (GO): microtubule-based movement
Molecular function (GO): microtubule binding; ATP binding; microtubule motor activity
Source: RefSeq, a predicted model, not a curated record